CCGGUGGCGCUGGGGAAGGAAGGCGAUCUCGGGACCUGGAGGGAAGUGAGCAGCGCCAAUCCACAGCGUGGAAAGCCUCGUUUUGCAAACGCGGGAGGGAAAAGCCUGAGCAUGCAGAGUGUGCAAAGCAUGAGCCUCAGUCUGCCCACGCAGUGCCUCUGCCUGGCUUUCCUGCUCCUCCAUCUCUUGGGACAGGUGGCUACGACUCAACGCUGCCCAAACCCGUGCCCGGCCCGUUGGGCUUUGAACACGUGCUGCAAAUCUUAUGUGGCGUCGUCAAGGCAUUGUGACUUUGUUUUUCUCUCUCCCCUUCCCUCUCUGCCCUGCUUCCCUGCUAUUCUAGCGAUCGAGGGAGAUAACUGUGUGUUCGACGGGGUCAUUUACCAAAGUGGAGAAACCUUUCAGCCCAGCUGCAAAUACCAGUGCACCUGCCAAGACGGGCAGAUUGGCUGCGUGCCUCGCUGUGAUGAGGACCUGCUACUACCCCAACCUGACUGCCCGGUUCCAAGAAAAGUUGAAGUGCCCGGGGAGUGCUGCGAAAAGUGGAUCUGUGACGCAAAUGACACGGAGGCGUUAGGGGACCUGCACGCCCUUCCAGCCUACAGGACAGAAACCACUCUAGGAGUUGCAGUCUCUGAUUCAAGUAUCAACUGCAUUGAACAGACCACAGAGUGGAGCGCAUGUUCCAAGAGCUGUGGCAUGGGCUUCUCCACCCAGGUCACCAACAGGAAUCCGCAGUGCGAGAUGGUGAAGCGGACUCGGCUCUGUAUGGUGCGACCCUGUGAACAGGAGCACAGGCAACCAACAGAUAAGAAAGGAAAAAAGUGUCUGCGCACCACGAAGUCCCUCAAAGCCAUCCACCUGCAGUUCAAGAACUGCACGAGCCUGCAUACCUACAAGCCCAGGUACUGUGGAGUCUGCAGCGAUGGCCGGUGCUGCACCCCUCACAACACCAAAACCAUCCAGGUGGAGUUCCAGUGCUCCCCGGGGCACAUCAUCAAGAAGCCAAUGAUGGUCAUUGGGACCUGCACCUGUCACAACAACUGUCCUCACAACAACGAGGCUUUCCUCCAAGAGUUAAAGCCGAGCACCAGCCGAGGGAAAAUGUAACCUGGGUCCCUGGAGAAGCCCACCUACAGAGGCAAACCGUAGCUGUUGCGUGACCCAUCUUCAAAAGAAUAUAAGAAAAAUCGCGAGAAUUAUGAUUUUGCCCCUGAGUCCUAUGUAUUUUCUGUGGUCAUAUGAGGUCAGUUCUAGCUGUCUUUUUAUUGUUUUUAAUGGACAAUAUGAUUAACUGUAAACUUGGAAUCAAGGAAAACUCAGGAUAGUGCUUAGAGAUGACUUACUGUUCUGUGGUGUUUACUGCGAAUGAAAACGUCUAUAAGUUUAAGAAAUCAGACAUAGGUUUGACUGUGUAGACUGUAUCACAUCACACUCAUCUUCUUUGGUUAUAUAUUCGUGCAAGUUCAAGAAGAUGUCCCUGUCAGGAAUGACCCAGGCAAGUCCAGCAUCAGACUGACCAUGUCAUCAUACAAUUAUUUCGCCACAUAUUGAGGUUUGACUUGAGGGGUCUCCGCUGAGCUCUUUUUGUGUAGCUCAGCUCUGAACUUCCAAGUCAAGAUCCGGGAAACAUAGAGCUCUUCAACUUGAAAUCCAGAGUCUAUUAGUUUUGUGUUUAGUUGUAAACUAGGAAACGAGCUGUCUCUACAGUAAUACAAUGUUAUAGUUAGUUAAAUGGACUGGUAUCAUAAACUUGCUCCAUGUCAGACAAAUUGACUCCUUUCCAAUAGAAAGAAGCUGAACAGAAAACUCCCCCUAAUACAGAGAUGACAAUGACUGGACCUCACCUGCCCCCCUACAUUUGUAUAUGCUGCAGGCUUCUGGGGCCCAUAGUGUUUUCAUUCAGAAGAAGCAGACCCUGUCAGCAGAGAUCCUCUCAUCUCAUUGAUGAGUAAACUGAGGGCCAAAACACCUGAUUACAACCUUGGAUGACAUUCAAAUGUGCUUGUAGUGAAACUUUAAAACAGAAGAACAAAGCCGACAUACGUGGGAUGGUACAGGAGCACACAUUUUAUGGGAGUUUAGAAUUUAUUGUAGACCUGCCCGUAACUUAUCCUUGGGCCCUACUUAUGCAAACUCACAAACAAGAUAUGGGUGCAUACAUACUUCCAUCUAAGUUGUCAGGCUACAAGAUAGAUUGCAAACUUAAAUGCAUACAUUCGCCUAAUGUCACCAGAUGUGUUCAACUUUUCUCCUUAAAAAGUAUUUAUAUAAAUAUAAAUUAUACAUUUUUAAAAUAUUCUUUUUACUUUCUCUACUUGUCAGAUAGCACUAAAUAAACAUGAUCUUAUCAAUGUGUGA
Messenger RNA from Myotis davidii, 2361 nucleotides. RefSeq names its product nephroblastoma overexpressed (gene CCN3). Lineage: Eukaryota; Metazoa; Chordata; Mammalia; Chiroptera; Vespertilionidae. The coding region runs from base 112 to 1110 and encodes 332 amino acids. The transcript has 5 exons. The record is from RefSeq and is a predicted model, not a curated record. Gene Ontology annotation, molecular function: heparin binding; integrin binding. Gene Ontology annotation, cellular component: extracellular matrix. Gene Ontology annotation, biological process: cell adhesion; signal transduction.